Lactuca saligna is the source of this 453-nucleotide messenger RNA. The record is from the annotation of a GenBank genome assembly. Lineage: Eukaryota; Viridiplantae; Streptophyta; Magnoliopsida; Asterales; Asteraceae.
AUGAAAUUUAAAAACAAAUUACGAUUUGAAGCAACAACUAACUAUUUAAAAUUUGAUGACAUUGAACAACAGCAACAACAAAUACACCAACAAAGCGUUACAUCUGAUGACUCAAUACCUGAUCCUGCACAAUCUCCUGUCCUUAACAAGAACACUUCCAAUGAAGAAGAUUCAAAUGUCUCAUAUGCAUUAGACAUUCAGCAGGGAUCUGGGACUAUGACAGAAGCAGCACAAAGAACACGCGAUGUUGACCUGUCACCUGGUCAGCCAUUACAAUCAAACCAGUCGGUUAGCCUGGGUGUGAUUGGUAGAAGAAUCCUAACUUGGGUGCAAUUGGAGACAACAGUAGUUGAUGAUCUGCUGAUGGGGAGAUCCUCGGUUGAUUCAACAAGUGGUUUUCAGGAUGAUCCACAAGAAAGGUGGCAUAUUGACUUCCAACCAAGGCCCUCCUAA